Molecule: messenger RNA, 1103 nt
Organism: Arabidopsis thaliana (thale cress)
Lineage: Eukaryota; Viridiplantae; Streptophyta; Magnoliopsida; Brassicales; Brassicaceae
Product: Drought-responsive family protein
Exons: 4
Coding region: 185-850 (221 amino acids)
Biological process (GO): regulation of transcription by RNA polymerase II
Cellular component (GO): nucleus; cytoplasm
Source: RefSeq, marked reviewed
CCCGAAGUAUUCUUGUCCAUUAAGACUCGGCGGAUUAAAAAAAGGUUUGGCCUUUCCGUGGAGUAGUUUCUUGACAUUUUCUUUCUGCUAUCUCUUACACAAUUGGGUAUUUAGCUGACACGACGAAGAAGGUCUCUCAUCAAUUAUCUGAGAUUUUUACAUAAGAAAGGCUCCGACAAAGCAGAUGGAAGACGAUAUGUGGUGCGUUAGCUCAUCUGGUUCUUCUAGAAGCUAUCGAUCGGAAACUGCUGCUAAGUAUCAAUCAGGGCCUUAUCAAGAUUUGGAAGAGUUUGAAGAAGUUGACGACGAUAUAGCAGUGGAGUAUCCAUGCCCGUUUUGCGCAAGUGAUUAUGAUUUAGUUGAAUUGUGUCACCAUAUCGACGAAGAACAUCGUCAUGAAGCUAACAAUGGGAUAUGUCCUGUAUGUAGCAAAAGGGUGAAGAUGCAUAUGGUGGAUCAUAUAACAUCACAUCAUAGAGAUGUCUUGAAGAGUGAGCAGAAGGAAAUGUCUUACAGGGAAGAUCCAUAUUUAUCUGAUAAAUAUCUUCAACCUCAUCUUGAUGAGUUGCCACCAUCUAUGAAUCAUCAUCAGCAUCCCUCUAAACAUGUUUCCGAUCAAUUUUUAUCGUUCAUCAACAAUUCUGCAUUACCAAAUCAGACCAAGCUUGUGCUGCCUGAUUCAAGUGUAGAAGACAAGAAUCCGAUUAAGGAUUCGUCAGCAGCAAAAGAGGGUACAUCGUCGUGUCCUUUAUCGGAUAGUGAUAAAUUGGAGAAGGCAAAGAAGUGUGAGUUUGUACAGGGACUGUUGUCAUCAGCCAUGUUUGAUGAUGAAUGUGACUCUUCUGAGUAAAAUAAAGAUGUGAAGUCGCCAAUGGGAAAGGCAGGUGAUUGUCAUUGUUGUAAUUUUAUUCAGCUCUAUUUAUAUAUAUGCAUCUUUUUUACAGACAUAACACUAGCUUUAGCCUUAUAAUAUAAGCUGAUGAGUUUUCAGUUUGUUUCUUCACAAGAAUCUUUUGUCGCAGAGCACCGUCCUUGCAAAUUUCUUUCCUGCAUCUAGUUAAAAUUGGGAUGUGUUUUUUUUAUAUGAGUAUAACAAUAGUGUG